Molecule: messenger RNA, 822 nt
Organism: Hibiscus syriacus
Lineage: Eukaryota; Viridiplantae; Streptophyta; Magnoliopsida; Malvales; Malvaceae
Exons: 4
Coding region: 1-780 (259 amino acids)
Source: RefSeq, a predicted model, not a curated record
AUGCUUCAGUUCCAGCCGUUUCUCUGUGGGUAUCACCACUCGGUCCUCUGCUCCAAAUGGCCAUUCAAUUCUCAUGCUCCAAAGGAAUCUGAAGUUUCCUCGAAGAAAGCAGAAGAAACAGAAACUGAUGAAUCCUCUGGAAUUGGAACAGUACAAAAGCCAUUAACGGCAAUGCAAUGGAGCUUAAGCAGUCACGAUAAAGAUUUGAUAAGCCCCCUUAGACCUCAAGUGACUGAUUUGACUAAUGCAGGAUGUGCAGUGCCAGGUAAGCUAAACAAUGAAGAAAAUAUGAAAAUGGUGGAAAAUGAAGACACAAUAAAUACUGAAAAGUUUGUCAGUGGAAAAAAGGUUACUGAUCAGAGUUCAGAAGGAAAAUAUGGGGCAAAUGGCAUUUAUCAUCCACUCUUGGAAAGUAUUGGUCGUCAAUGUGCAAAAGAUGAAAAAUUGGACGUAUCACAUGGAAGCUUUGAAGAUGUUUCUGGUGAAACACAGGAGAAACAUAUAUUAGAUGAAGGAGCAUAUCCUAUUUCACCAGAAGAAAAUGGAGUUUGUAAUGAGAUAUUGCCCGACAACAGCUGUCUGCAUGCCAUCAAUGACAUGCAAGAAAAAUACGAGGCAAUUCGCAUGGAUACGAGAAAUGACAUUCCAGCAAAUGCCUUGCCUCAUCUUGCAAUGGUGCAGUUGGAUGAUGAAAUUCAAACUCUGAAUCAAGGUGCUGAAAUCAGAGAAAUGCUAGAGCUUUUAGUACUGCCACUCAAGCUUUUCCAGCUGAGGAAUUAACUGCACCUAUCACUUCAGAAUCUUUUUCAACGAGCCCUUUUU